This is a messenger RNA of [Torrubiella] hemipterigena, 3539 nucleotides long. The record is from the annotation of a GenBank genome assembly. NCBI's taxonomy places the organism in Eukaryota, Fungi, Ascomycota, Sordariomycetes, Hypocreales, Clavicipitaceae.
GCCCCCCCUCACAUAGAAAAAUCCCCAAUGGCGAUAUCCUUUCCAUCAUCAAUAUUGCUUCCUUGAUAACCGAAAAUGACCCACCUAGGCAAGGGCAAGCGGGUAUCGAGAGCCUGCAUCUCGUGCCGCUCGCGAAAGACGCGAUGCGAUCUUGAUUCCAUAGGAUCGCCGGGGAAUCCGCCCUGUAAGCGAUGUAUUGAAGAGCAGCGUGAGUGUGUCCUGGCUACCUCGCGCCGUGGUGGUCGCCGCGUACGUAAGAAGAAGAUCCCGGAGCUGGAUGAUGACGGAGUCCCGCUGCUUCCUCAGCACCCGCUCCAAGCGAAUCGCCAGAAUAUGGCCAUGGAUUCGUGGCAGGCUACGGCUGCUGCGGUGCAGGAUAAUAGCUGGGUAGAUGAGUCGGCGGCCUCGAGGACUGAUCCCUCGCAGCCGGCGUCGCGGAGAAGUUCCGUUGCGCUCGAGGGGCACCUUGCAUCGAAUGAUCUGCUGAAUCCGUCGGAUGCGUUGGAUCUGUUGGCACAGGUGGCUGACUUGGAUCCGUCGCGGCAUCCCAGGCAGGGCGAUGGGAAUGGUCAGAAUAAUGGCUCUCGUCCAUCGGCGUCGUCGCGAUACCCGCCGAUAUCUGAUGGGGCACUGGGCUAUGCAAAUGCCAAUACGCUUGUACAAUACUACCAUCAAAAUUACCAUCCCUUCUUCCCAGUGGCACACAAGUCCAUCUUUGAGGGGCAUGUGGCAGAGUGGAUUGAAAAGGAACCACAUCUGCUUACGGCCAUUCUGAUUGUUGCAUCCAAGGACGACCCAUCUUGGCAGGGUGCGCACGAAGCUUGUUCAAGUCACAUGGAAGGCCUCCUGUCACAGCUGAUAUACGGAAGCGUGGCCACCGUUGGCGCCGUGGAGGCCCUUCUUAUUCUAGCCGAAUGGGCACCACAGCCACCUCGUGAGAUUUCAACAUUUGGAUGUGGAAAGGAAGACCACGGAGCUUGGAUGCUUGUUGGAGUUGCCAUUCGUCUUGGAUAUUUACAACGUCUGGAACAGACAGGUCUUCAUGAUGAGGAGGACAGCUUGUCUGAUAGCUUCACCCGCAAGCGAAUUGCGUGGGCAGCAUGCUACAUGAGUGAUCGACAAGUAUCCAUCCGCUUGGGCAAGGGUUUCUGGUCAAGAGGCCCCGGCCCAUCCACAAACCUCCGCGCCGCCAACUUUCCUUCUCUCCAAUCACAAACACUGGGCCACGACAACCUCGGCACCCUGUUUCAAGCACAGCUUGAACUUACACAACUCUUUAGCAACGCCCACGACAUUCUGUAUUCCUCGACUAGUCAUCGGGAGCAGCUCUACGUCGGAGGCGAAUAUGUUAGAUAUAUUGAUGACUUUGCUGCUGUUCUUCGAAAAUGGAAACUCAGCUGGGGCAACUUUGAUUUCACACCACAAGUAAAGGCGUCCCUCAUCCUGUCCUACGACUUUCUACGCCUCUAUAUCAACGCUUUUGCGUUUCAAGCGACAUUGAACCGUGCCGCAGCCAAGUCACGGAAGAGCUCGUCCAGCAAGAGUACAGUUCUAGGCCCGCUAUUCUCCGACCUUGCAGCAGCGCCCGAUGCUCGCUUCAUUUAUGAGUCUAUUGACGCUGCGAACUCGCUGCUGUCUGUACUCAACAACUUUAUCGACCCUGUGGCUGGGUUGAAAUAUAUGCCGCUGAAAUACCCAUUAUUUGUAAUUUAUGCCGCCACCUUUUUAUUCAAGGCAUGGCUUGCAGGUGCCAUCAACAACGACUCAAUAUCGGGUGUGCGACGAGCCAUUCUUGGCACAAUCAACCAACUACAAAAGACGUCUCGCAGCACACAAAGCAUUGGCCAUCGCUAUGCACGUUCGCUGCGUCUACUGUGGCGCAAGCGUCCCGGAAAGCGCGGUCACAAAUCAGAACAUGAGACUGAACUGAAAACCAACAUUACCGACGUCGACAACACGUCGCAAGCAACAACACAGAGCACGGAUACGAAUAUUAUGGGCGUGCAGCUCGAUGCCUUGAAUGGCUUCUCAUGGCGCGAUCUCGACUCGCUCGGCCAGUACAUUUCAAACGAUGCGUCCAUGUACGCACCAGACGGCGUGCUGACCACGUCGGACUUUGACUCGGAACACGGAACCAGCUCGAUGGAAGGGAUGCCCGUCGAUUUCAGCUACCCCCCUGCGCAGACUGCAUGGCAAGGCGGUGAUAUUAUUUUCUAAACCAAAAAGAUAUAAGUUUGGACAAAAUGACAAUAUAUAGUGUGUGUCCGUGUGUAUAUAUACAAAAAGCUCAAGGAUGACUUGGACACAAAUCCUUUCCUUCUUUACCAGCUUUCUCUCUCUCUGUGCUUCAUACCUCUAGCCCUCGUAACGCUUCUACCGCCUCCAGCACAUCUUCUUGAUGCGUAUAGUCGUCAAUCGUCUCCAAACCAAAGGCAUCAAUAAUGGACGGUUCAUCUUCGUAGUCGUCGCGCUCUGCAUCGAGCUCCGCCUCCGUCAUAAUCUCCAGCGACUCUGAAGCCGCCCUCCGUGCCUCCGGGAUGAAGCCGCUAUUGUGCGCCGUAAUGUCCAGAAAAAUGAUCCUCCAUCGCGCCCAGUGCUCCAUGCUGUAGGUGAACGGGCCGUCUUGUGCGUUGCGCAGACACAUUUCCAGCAUGUCGAUGCCCGCGUGCAGAAUCCACUGCGCAGCAGCUAACACGGCGCUAGUGUAUUCGGGCGUGACGGACUGGUGCUUGUCCCAGAAGAUCUUGGAUGUGAGUGGCGAGAGAAUGAGGACGUUGACGAGGUGCGCGCCGACUAGUCUGGCGCUGAGCGUUGUAAAGUUGAUAAAGGCUGCUCUGGCCUUUUGGUCAACGCGCGACUGGUCCAUGUCGUCUAUUCGGCGGAAAUCGAGCAAAUCGUCUGUAGAUGUUGCGGUUAGUAUCAUGUAUACAUGAGUACCAAAUACUAUGUGAAUAAGAAAACGGCGGCGCUUCGUGAAUAACUCACUAUGAAUCACAGUCAGACACUCGGGGAAUAGUCUGUACCCGUCCUCUCUGCUCAACGUCCACAAUUCCUCGUAUAUUUCCUCAUCACUGAGCGUGAAAUACGCUAUUGUGUGCUUGGGUAGACAUGUCAAGUCUUCGAGUAAUUGGAUGAGCAGCUCCUGGCCGCUGUGGUUCGCCGGGAUGACGCUGGAUGCGCGGCCUAUCGAGUACCAGAGGCAGGUCUGCCAGGUGCUUGCAUCCGACGCCAGCUCUCUUUCGUCUCUAUGGUCAAUGUACUUGAAGUGGAUGCGCUCAAAGUCUCUGCCGUAGGCUCUGUCGUUGGACUCUCGGACAAUCUUGUCCAUUUCUUUCGCAGCCGCAGACGGCGUUAUGGUGCCGCGGACAACGCCCUCGAUGAGCUCUACAUAGCGCUUUUCGUCCUCUGUAUCGCUUGGUCUAGAUAUGCCGAGAGUAUCUGGUAGGCCAUUCGCGUCCACCGGUACCUCGGGCGUGCUUGCUGGUGGCUCACUCAUGCUGGGCUUGUUUGUGGUGUUUUUUAGGAUUCAAGUUGGCCAG